UAUGUUAAAUUACAGUUGGCAGUCGGUUUUUUACACUCGUUUGUUGCGGGCGUGGAGCUCGUAAAUUUUUUUCGAUUUAAUUAUUUUCUUGACGCGCUUGAAAUUCAAUUGUGGUUCGUUCAACUGACGCGAAGUGAUUUUAAGUGUACUUAAUAAAAUCUGUUUACACAUAAAUUCAGCGUGAUUCGUUGGCAAAUUAAAAAUUGAAUAAAAAGAAAAAAUAAAAGCACCAAAAUGGCAUUGAACAACAACGAAAGAAAAGAAAAGUGAAAAGCAAUUUUUCUGCUACGCUUGAGAACCGAAACCGAACGAAACACAACACAAUUGUGAGACGCAAAGAAGACGAAGAAGCGAAUAGCUGAAGAGAAGUAGAGAAAAAAAGAUCAUGAUGCGUGCUUGAUGACGACAACGGUAGCGACAAAUGCGGCAGGGGGAGGGGUGAUAACUAGUGUCAAACAAUGCAAGACAGACAACAACAACAACAGCAAGAAGAAGAAAAAACGAGCAACAACAACAACAACAGUAUUUGUAUUUUCACAUAAUUGACAACGAGCGCCUGCAAACGUGAGCAUUGCACGAGAGCACAAAACAGCAACAACAACAAACACAAGAAAACCAGAGAAGCCACAAGAGCGCAAGAAAAUUAGACGAAGCAACAAAUAAGAUAUACAACAACAGCAACCACAAGAACGUUCAGCUCACUCAGGCAUCCAAAAUAUAUAUAUCUGCGUGUGUAAAUACAAUAGAUGAAUCUGUGUGUGUUUGUUAGUGCAAGUUUGUCUUGAAAGCUCUGGCACGCUCAGCAAUUUGAAGCUCUCUGUGAAAAUUGAUCAAAGAAAGGAGCAGACAAAAAGAAGACUCGACACAUUAACAGUGUAUUCGUGUAGAUUUGGCUUAAAAGCUUAAAAGCUCUUUUUAAGCUUUGAGCCUGCUGUGUGGUAGGAUAACGAACACAUACUAUAACAGAAUGAGGAGCUUUUGGCUAUUGCUGCUGCUCUUGCCGCUUAUCAAUAACACAUGCAGCCAGGAAGAGACAGCAGGCCCAGAAACAACAACAACAACAAUAGCAUCCACAACAACAAUAGGAUCCACAACAGCAGCCCCAUCUGCUGGCCAGUCACGACCACCGCGUGUCACGCUCAACAAGUGUUGCCACCAGGGUGAAUAUUUGAAUGUGACCACACGCAUGUGCAUUGCUGGCGCCUCCGAAAGAUGGGUUCCACUUGUGUUUCUGGUGCAGCAGCGACGCUUCUUUAAGCCCGAAGGCGACAGGCCGCGUUUCAUCAAGUUUCUGCCCAAUGUGCAGCCCAAUUGCCAGGAGCAGGGCAAAAAGCUGGAGCACUUCAGCAGCCGGCAGGCAAACGUAUUUCUCUUCCAGAAUGGCACCAUGUCGGUGCGAGAGCGUGGAAUUCAUGUGGAGCCCAUCAACUACUGUGUGGAUCAGGAUGUGGCACUGGUCUGUGUGGAUCAUGAACCGAUUCCAGCGAACAAGGAACGAAUGCCAGGUGAUUCGCAGUCCACAGAUGAUCAGAGUGCUUCCAUGACCAGCAGCAGCACGUUGCGCAUGCGCAAAUGCUGUGGCAAGCGUGGCAUCUAUGACAGCAGCGUCAAGAGCUGCACGUUGCAGACGCCGUCGGAUUCGAAUGGUCAGCUGCAGUUGGAGCCACAACUGCCACUGGGCAGCUAUCAGACCACCUAUGGCCUGCCCGAGUGUCAGGGCAAUGGCAGCGGUUAUGGUUACGGUUACGCCAUCGCCGGCGAUUGGCAUGAGGCGACUCUGAAUCGCACCACCGGCUCCUUGCACAUGAUGCACACGAAUCUGAGUGCAAUGCAGUAUUGCCUGGAGCAUACAGAGCGACCUGGUGAGGUCAAGAUCAUUGCCUGCACCCAACACUUUGCCCAGGACAACGGCAAUCCUCACUAUGUGGACGAUGGGAGUCUGCAGAAGGCUGUCCUGGAUGUGGGCAUCAUCAUCUCGGUGGUAUUUCUGGCUGCCACUCUGGUGGCGGGUUACAUGUUGCCAGCGGUGCAUCAUGCCCUCCACUGGCGUUGCCAGAUCUAUUAUGUAUUUAGCCUAUUUCUCGGCAAGAUUCUGCUGGUUAUCGAACAGCUGAGCACGGCUCUGGUGCCAGGUACCGUUAGCUGUCUACUCCUGGCAAUGGGCAUGCAGUUCUUCUUCCUGUCCGCCUUCUUUUGGCUCAACACGAUGUGCUUUAACAUCUGGUGGACAUUUCGCGACUUUCGGCCCAGUUCCCUGGAACGCAACCAGGAGACACUGCGUCUCCGGCUAUACUCGGCAUAUGCCUGGGGCGUUCCUCUUCUAAUCUGCGCCAUUGCCGCUUGUGUGGAUCAGUUGCCGGAGACGGAGACUUCGCUGCUGCGUCCGGGCUUUGGUCAUCUCUAUUGCUGGUUCGACAAUCGUUCCUUGGCCAUAUUCGCCUAUUUCUAUGGUCCAAUUGGUCUGCUCCUUUGCGCCAACAUAAUGCUCUUCAUCUCGACAACGCAUCAGCUGACCUGCGGACUGUGGAAGCGGGACGAUGUCAAGUCCACGUCGGAGAAGUCGGCACUGGGUCGAGUGUGCCUGAAGCUAGUCGUUGUCAUGGGUGUCACUUGGAUUUGGGACAUCAUCUCGUGGCUGGUCGGUGGUCCACAUGAUGCCUGGCUGGUCACGGAUCUGAUCAAUGCGCUGCAGGGCGUCUUUAUCUUCAUUGUUGUCGGCUGCCAGCCGCAGGUGUGGACCGCCUGCAAACGGAUCUGCUGCCCGCGAUUGACGCACGACAUCACCAACACCACCAAUGGGGUACAGCACUCGAGCAGCUCACAGGGAUUGCCCUCCAUGGCCGGUGGUGGCACCGAAUUCACCCAAAAUACCUCGAUGAACAUAACAACAACAUCAAGUCUUGCCCCAGCCAGUCCUCCCACUCUAGAUGAUGCCACGCCCACGCCCACUUCUCCAACUUCAACUCCCACCUGUGCUGCAACUGCAACAGCAACAACUACAAAAAUACCGAUGGAGACUAUUUGCUAAAGAAAACUGAGACGAGCGACAAUGCGAAAGUAAACCGAGUCCUACAGCAACAACAACAACAACAAUACAACAGCAGCAACAACCACAACAACAAUGACAAUGAAACGGGCCGACAACAACAACAAGCAUUCACACUUGCGCAAUAGUAACCACAACAAUAGCAAUAACAACAACAACGGGUACAUUCAACAUUCAAGCACGCGCAUUGACCGAGUGGUCAGCAACAACAACAGCAAAAACUGCCCAGCCCAGUUCAGCUGGCCAAGCUUAUUUCUCAAUCUCAUUCUUCUAUGUAUGUGGGCAGCACAAGUGGAUCCUGGUUGGGAGCGGCGAUCUUUCCAAAAACUGAUGAUCUGCUUGUAAACACCAAAAGUUUAUUUACAUAGGGCACGUUUGUGUGUGUAAUUGUAAUUGUGCUGUGUGUGUGUUUUGUUUUCGCUGCGCAUAAAAGCGCGCGUUUAAUUAAACAAACAUUGAACUGGUUAAUAGUUUACUUUGAUAUACAUACAAACAUACAUAUAUAUGUAUAUAUAUGUAUGCAUAUGUAUAUGCACACAAACAAAUGUACAUAUUUACAUUUAUCAUCAAAAGUUCAACGCAACGAAACUGAUCAAGGUUAAAUGGCCUAAAAAGGCAGCAACACAUAAAUGAUAAAUAGAAACACAAAA
This is a messenger RNA of Drosophila innubila, 3696 nucleotides long. It is a transcript of the gene mthl1, whose product is annotated as probable G-protein coupled receptor Mth-like 1. Gene Ontology annotation, biological process: G protein-coupled receptor signaling pathway; cell surface receptor signaling pathway. The transcript has 3 exons. Bases 968 to 3028 code for a protein of 686 amino acids. Lineage: Eukaryota; Metazoa; Arthropoda; Insecta; Diptera; Drosophilidae. The record is from RefSeq and is a predicted model, not a curated record. Gene Ontology annotation, cellular component: membrane. Gene Ontology annotation, molecular function: G protein-coupled receptor activity.